AUGGCUCAACCGAACUCGAACGAAUCCAAUAACCUUGAGCCUCUGUCAGCCCAGGAGCCGGUCGAAAGCAAUGUGUCCCAGCCCCUUCUCUCAGCACAGGAGCCUAGCAAAAGUGACGCGUACGAACUCCUCAGACACUGGCUCACUGGCAACAACAUUCCACGCCCUCGCUUCAAGAAUGCGUGCAGUAUGUGGAAAUCGACCUGUAUCAACGAUAUUGAGGCUGGCGCUCGCCGAGUCAUGUUAGACAAAUUGCUUCCUGGGAAGAAACUCGGCACAGUACGGGAUCAGGUAGCAAGAACCAUGUUCGAGAGGCUGCCGCCGGAGACGAAGGGCCAGUGGGAGAAACUGGCGAAGGAGGAGCAUGAGAAGGCGCUGGAGAGGUGGAAGAACGAGGUGGAAGGCCCGCUUUCGACGGACCCGGCGGAUCGUCAACAGUGUAUUGAGAAGAUUGGUAGACUCAUGCAGCCAAUCCUCGAUCAUCUGUGCGAAGGCACCGGUUUCUGUGCAACGUUGAUCUGCGGAGGGCCUGAACCGUCAACUAAAAGUUAUCUGUGUGCACUCAGGAACGACGUCCGGCGACGUAAAAACGAACUUCGGUCGUUCAGAACGCGAAGCAUACGAGCGGCACUUUCUCCCCGUAUUUCGAAACUUUUUGCGAACCAACUACAGUCAGUACAAGCACCCAUAGUCGUCUUCCUGCUGCUCAUGCUUCGGACAGGUCCACAGGAGUGCCAUUCUCGCGCAUUGCCUACUAGGAACACAUUCAAACCAAUGGAAUCUUCUGUAAUGGAAGGCGAAAUAAACAUCAACACUAUCGACCUACCCAAAAAUAUUAUGCCGCUAUACCCAGCCCCGCCAGCGACGGCAUCAACUCCAAUCCCUUCAACGGAGACCCCUUCGCUCAUAUCUCAUCCUGACGGAUCUGUUUUUCACUUAGAAGACACCCAUGCCGCGUCAAAUGCUCCGCUUAUCAGCCCGCCGCCCAAUUUUCCCUCUCUUCUCGAGGCGCCAUGGGAAACAUCUCCACUGUCAACACCUUCGCUCGCUCGCUCUCCUCCGCCUCCGCUUCCAGUCCUCGUUGAAUCCUCAGAAACCUCCUUCGCGACACCUGUUAUUCAUGCCUCAGCUGCUUCACCUCGUGUAGUUACACCUGCCAAUGCAUGCGAAGGAAAUUCGUUCGUCAGUGCUGUUCCGCCUCAGGAUGAAGUUUCAGUAUCUCUUCGUCACCAGUCGUCGUUCAAAGAUUCGAACACGAGCGGCGAUCCAUUUGGAGACACGGUCGCCCUCGGGUCGACGUUCUUGGGCAACAGCAGCGCCUUCGGGCUCGAUGGCGCUGGUGUUAGAUCUCAUUCGACUUUCGAAUCCCACGAACUGAAGGAAGGAGAAGGCGAGCCAAGCACGGGCCAGGAUAAACAACUUUUCAAAAGGCCUCUCGAGGACACCGACUCCAUGUCUAACUCCAGCGCGAAACGUGCUCGACGAUCAACGUCGAUGCCGACCGACUUGGACUCCAAACACGUUGAACCACCACCCGAUGCGCCUGCAUGGCUGCCACCUGCCCUGUCCAUGCUACAACAAAAUGAUCUAGGAGAUGAAUGGGUCUCGCUCGUGGGCGCUUGGCUUGCCUUCGAGGUCCAAUCUAAAUACGAACACGUCGCCAACCUCAGCGCCAUCCACCGCCCUCCUGCUGUGCGCGACUGGAUUCAGCGUGCGCGUCUGCCGGCGUGGAGACCCAACAUACCCAACAUCAACAAGUACGCGGCAAAGUUUUGGAUGUGGUGGGCGGUUCUGCAACCCCGUUGGCGCGUGAAUGAGGAUGGGGAAGUGGUCACCAGUGCAGUCGAUGGCGACUGGGAGCAACUCAGACGCCCGGGGGUUAAUGGGCUCUUAAGUGUACUUGCCUCGCUGUUCUUUUGGGGGGUGGCGGUGAAGGGAAAACGUGAGGCGACGGAAAAGUGGCUUGUGGCUGUGCAGGAUGUUCGACUUACCGUCGAUAAAACCAAUCUCGAUUCUCCCUCAGCACAGGAGCCGGGCGAACGCAACGCGUAUCAACUCCUUAGGCACAGACUUACUGGCGAGAGUAUUCCACGCCCUCGUUUGAAGAAUGCAUGCACGCUGUGGAGAAAGACUCGGCGCGACGACAUAGCAGCUGCCGCUCGCCGAACCUUAGCUGGGGAAGGCAUUCCUGCGAAGAAACUCGUUGCAGCACGAGACCAGGUGGCAAGGGCCAUGUUCGAGAGGCUACCACAGGAUACGAAGGCCUGGUGGGAAAAGAUGGCGAAGGAAGAGCACGAGAAGGAAUUGGAGAAGUGGAAGAAGGAGGUUGAGGGCCCACUUUCGGAGGUCCCAGAGGAUCGUCAGCUGUGCAUUGAACACAUUGUUGAACUCAUGCAACCCAUACUCGACCUUAUGUGCGAAGGUACCGGUUUCUGUGCUACCUUGAUGUGUGGAGGGCCGGAACCCGCAAAUGGAGGACGACUGAAAGUCAUCGGGUAUGAUGUUCCUUUCGUUCAAAUGUCGGGUACCAAAGACUGCCAUUCGCGUGCAUUGCCUUCUGGGUACACUUUCAGCGCGGAAGAAGGGAUAAAUGUCGACACCAUUGACUUUCUCGAAGACAUAAUACCCCAAUACAUAAUCACGCCGGCAGUAGCAUCAUCUGGGGCUCCUUCUGCCAAGAAUCCUGCGUUCGUCCCCGGCAUCGACAUACCUACUUCUGCUUUCGACAACAUCGGGAGUGUGCAAAAAUUACCAUUCAACGAAUCAGGAAUGUAUUCGCUUCCCAAUCUAUCAUGGGCAAUGUCGCCCAUGUCGAGCUUGACGCCUUCUCCGUCUCGCUCUCUAUCACCGCCUCCUCUGUCUCCGUCCUUGAAAUUCUCCGAAUCCCACUUUGCGAUGCCUUCUGUUCAUGCCUCUGCUGCUUCAUUUCGGAUAAUCGCGCCUCCUCCCGACGCGUGUGAAGGGCGUUCGUUUCUCACCACGGCCGCUAUGGUUCGGCCUCGGGAUGAAGCUCCAACUACUCUUGGUCCUGAGUCAGCGGUCGAGAUAUUGAAAGUGACUACUGAUGAAUUUGGAGAUGGGGUACCCCUUGGGCUAACCUCAUUCCGCAAUGGAAGUGACCCGGCAGUCGAAGAUGACUUCAAGACAUCGAACGUCGAACUUCCUGUAGGCGCAUACGAAGAGGAUUUAUCUGUCAGCGCUAUUCCGCCUCAUCAUGAAGUUUCAGCGGCUGGUCCCCAAUCUGUGUCAGAGAAAGCGAACGAGAUCAGCGACACAUCCAGGGACGAGAUAGCCCUUGGGGCACUCCCAUCGAGCCGCGGAACCGAUCCCAUGCCUGCCAGUGACAACUCUGAGAUAUCCAAUGUAGCGUCCAAAUCUCGUGUAAGAGACGGCGGGGGCGUCUCCGUCACCAGCAGCCAUGAAAAAACUUCAAAAAGGCCGCUCGAAGACGCCGACUUAAUCUCAGCUUCCAGCGCGAAACGUGCUCGAACACCACCAUCGACGCCAACCGAACCAAACUCCAAGCACAUUGAGCCACCGCCAGAUGCGCCUGCAUGGCUGCCACCCGCCCUGUCCAUGCUCCAGCAAGGUUCUCUCGGAGACGAAUGGGCUAGUCUCGUUCAUGCGUGGCUCACCUUCGAGGUUAAAUCCCAUUACGAACCCGUUGCCGACCUCAGCACUACCCACCGCCCUCCUGCUGUGCGCGACUGGAUCCAGCGUGCACGUGCGCCGGCCUGGCGACCCAAUAUUCCCAAUGUAAACAAGUAUGCGGCAAAAUUCUGGCUGUGGUGGGCAGCGUUGCAACCCCGUUGGCGGCCCGGGAUGGACGAAGAUGGCGAACUCGUUACGAGUGCCGUGGAAGGCGAUUGGGAACCACUCAGGCGCCCUGGGGUAAAUGGUCUGUUGAGUGUCCUGGCGGCACUCUUCUUCUGGGGAGUAGUAGUGAAAGGGAAGCGCGCUGGGAGGGAUAAAUGGCUGCUAGCGGUGCAGGAUGUGAAGCUCGCAAUCGAGAAAGUCGGCGAAGCCGUUCCGCAAGUUGCGUCACCGUAA
This is a messenger RNA of Cyclocybe aegerita, 4050 nucleotides long. NCBI's taxonomy places the organism in Eukaryota, Fungi, Basidiomycota, Agaricomycetes, Agaricales, Hemipholiotaceae. The record is from the annotation of a GenBank genome assembly.